GGUGCUGGAUUACUUUUAGAUUCGUUAACACCCAUUUAGUUUUUUUUAACUCUUUCUGUCUCGAGCGCUGAGCUUCAAACUACCUGUGCGCGUGCUCCCUGUGUGAGUCUGGACAGUUGGCCAAACAUUUCGUCGUGGAUAUUUGCUCCUGCAAGCUUUUACGAGUUGGUCCAACCAGAGAAAACCAGUCCUAAAGACUAAAUGUGCCAGUUAUCCAGUGGUACAUCAUAGCGUUAUGCUGCACAGUUCGUCAGCCUCUCCUCUAGCCAGGAAGCCAGCACUGCAGCCCUGCCAUCAGCAGCAUGGACUAUUGCACACCCCAGCCCAAUCGUCGCCACAAUCCCGUGGACAGCAUCUGCCGCAAACUGCAGACCAUUCAGUGGCGUGGUGACCGAGAGCCCAAUUCACCUUUCCAGAUUCCCAAACUCUCCUCCAGCAAUUACGACAGUCCACAGAGUGGCCUCAGGCACAACCUGGAAAACAUCCUGAAGAAAGGGACCCUCCACAGAGACAAGGGGGUUAAGGAGAAGGGGAGAGGGAUGGGUAUGCCGAGCUCUGCAGCUUCCCAGAGGAGCAGCCUAGGUCCCUCUGUCCCCAUGUCCACCCCUUCUACCCCAGCAUUCAACCCCGCCACGCCAACUAACGUCACAUACACUAUCACUAGCACUCUGGGCGAGAGGAGAGGGGCUGACGGGAGUGAUUUAAGACAAGUUAAGACAUGGCAGAGGUAUUGUUCGACUCCCGCGGGCCAGUCCAAAGACUCCCCUUACUUUACAUUCACACGAGGGCACCAGUCGGUGCAGCCCGAGAGCGAGAGGGCGAGCAGGAGCCCACCUCUGUGUCGUACCUUCACCCCAAACCAAAGCACCCUCUCCUACGACCUCAAAUUCUGCUCAGGGGACACAACAGAGUAUGAGCUGCCCUACCCAGCUCUGGUUGUGAAAAGACUGUCCAUGGGAGACGGAGGAUCCUCAGUGGCUUCUGAAAACAGGACGGAGAAUAUGGCAGAAAUCAGCCUAAUCUGCGAGGAGAAUCUGCUCGAUACCAUCUUCCAUGCCUGUGACACCCAGCGCCGAGGUAAAGUGUACGUGUCUCACAUUGUGGACUACCUGCGGCACACGACCAGUCGCAGCUCACAAGACAGCGGACUAGAGGACCUUUGCAACAUGCUCGAUCCAGAACACAAAGACGUCUCCAUUGACCUGGAUACCUACCACGCUGUCAUGAAGGAGUGGAUUGAUGACUGCCGCAACAACGGGCAAGAGUCGACAGAUGACGCCACUCAGGACUCAGUCAAACUCCGAGACAGCCUGUCUGCCAAGAGGUCCGUGUUGCUCAAUAUGACCUCAGGAAGCUUGGAGGCCUUUGGAGGGGAGGCAUCCAGAGCAGAAUUUGAGACCUCUGAGCUGGUGUGUUGUGUUGCCGACCUCCAGAUGAGCAACCAAAAGUUCCAGGAGGAGGUGAAGAAGCUGAAGCAGGUGGUGGAGGCCAUGGAGGACAGCAACCAGAAGCUAGCAGAGGAGAAUGAGGACCUCCGCAGUCAGGCCAGGGUUAACCAGCAGUUGGCCCAGAAAGAGAAGAUGCUAAACGAGGAGGUGGAGGAGAUGAAGGCCAGUCUGAGCUGCACAGAGGAAGGCAGAGCUCGUGCCUCCGCACACAGCAAACAUGUGGAGAGAGAGAACCAGAGUCUCAUUGCCAAGAUUGCUUUUCUUCAGGAAGAGAACUUCAAGGUUACUGUGGAGAUGGACGAGCUUCAGAAGAGACUUACACAGCUGUGUGACAUUAACACUGAGCUUCAGGUGCAAAUUCAAUCGUUUGAUGCUGCCCUCAGUGAAAAGGAAGCUGUGAUACUAGAGAAGAGCAGACAGAUAAGUGAGCUUAAGUCGGCAGUGGAGGAAUACUCCUCUAUCACAGAGCUGCUGAGGGCAGACAAGAGCAAGCUGGAGAACCAGAUGCAGAUGAUGCACCCAGACCUGGCUGGGGCCCUCUCGGCAGCCUACAGGUUGAACCAGAGCAGCUCAGGAUCCCUACAGACAGAACUGGCUUUGGCACAGUCACCACUGGAGCCCCCCCACGGAGUUGACCUUUUGUCCACCACUAUGAGCUUUGCCUCCCCGAUGGAUGAGACGCUGGACAGGGAAGUGUUGCUGAUGCUGCAGGGACCCAACCCUGAACACAUGGCUCUGGAGUUCAAGAGCCUCCUAAAUAAACUGAAAAGUGAUUUCAGAGAAGAAAGCGACUCUAUCUUGUCUACAGCUAGAGGUUUGCUGGACGACCGCGCACAGCCAGCGGGCAACAAAGACCCCAGUCUCCAGAAGGUGCAGGCCAAGCUGGACGCGAGGAGGGCAGACUGGGCCCUCAGCCUGGACCAGCUGGCCCAGUACACAGACUCACUGGAGAAGGAGCUGAUCAAAAUGGCCAGUAACUUGAGGAGGUCCCGCACUGAGAUCCUGCACCUUUCAGUCAGGGUGCAGGAGCAGGAGAACCAGAAGCGGCAGCUCUGUGAGGAGCUGGAGCAGCUAAAGACACCUCAGGACAGCAGAGAGGCCUCAUGCCAGACACCUUCACCAGAGGAAGAGCCUGGAGAUGACUUGGACUGGGAUGAGGAGUUCGCCCUUCAAGACUUCCUGAAGAACGAGUUGGAAGAGAGGAAUUGCAGAGAACAGGGCGGGCGAACGGACAGAGGUGAGGAGGACGGGGAGGAGAAGUGGACCGUGGUCGACACAGCUGGAGAGGGAGAAGCGAGGGACACUUCCACUCCUCUGUCUGCCCUCUCUGGGGAGGCCCAGCCUGGGCAUGGUGCAGCAGGCGGGGGUCAAGACUCUGCAGCCUGCACUGAGUCAGAGCCAGAGGUGAACUGUCAAUCUUUGCAGGAGGCAACAGUGCCGUUGAGCGCCCACUCACAAGCUGUCAGCAUUAGACAGCCGGAGGCGGAUGCUCUCCCUGAUCUGUCCCACCCAGAAAACAACAAUGCAGAGGCUGUUGAGACUGCAGAGUCUUCAACCUGUGGUCCAACUGAAAAUUUGAGCAACUCACCUGAACAGAACCAAAUGGUGACACUUAGUAACACCCCUCCCACAGCAGACCAGAUGGUUCCUCCCGACAGCACAUCACCUGGACCAGAUGAGAACAUUAACCAGACUGAGAGCACCCAGCCAACCAGUGAGGACCAUAGGGGAGAAGAAGAGAAAGAAGGUGAACCGGACUCGAGCACAGGAGCCAUGAGUCAUACUAAGAGCCUGAAGCGGGACCAGUCGGUAGACAGAUCAGAGGCGGAGGACAGCACGUGCCUGCUACCUGUGUUGGUUGAAGAGGAGGAGUGUGUGCAGGACACUACAGCUGAGGUGCCAACAGUAGCCGCCAGCAUGGAAGUGACAGAGCGGCUCACCAGCAGCGGGGCGACCACCUUCUCUGAAAGCGGCUCUCCUCAGUCAGGAUCGUCCUCCACACAUGCCAGCCAAUCGGGGAGCGGCAUGGGCAGCGUGACCUCUGACCCCAGCCAAUCGGAAGAUAGUGCUGCCAAAAAGGACUCCCUCCUCAUCUGUGGCAAAAAUAAAAGGCAACUGGAGCUGUCCCGCAGCAUGGAGGCCAUCGAGGAGCACAGGGUUCAGGAGGACCAAAGUGAGACCAGCUUGGCCAAUGAGAAGGAAUCUGAGACGUCAAUGAUCUCCGACACCAGUGGCACCUCCAAAGAGGACAAAAACAGCCUGUCACCUAAUGACAAGGAGGUUGAGGCAGAGUUCCAGCGUCUGGCAUUGGGCUUCAAGUGUGACAUGUUCACCUUGGAGAAGAGACUUCGGCUGGAGGAGAGGUCACGGGACCUGGCUGAGGAGAAUGUCCGCAGGGAGGUGUCCAGCUGCCAAGGCUUACUGCAGGCGCUGGCUCCGCUGUGUGAGGAUGACAACCAGUCCAUCGAGAUCAUCCAGAGGCUCCAGAAGAACCUGGACAUUCUCAUCCAGUCCAUGACCAGGGUGUCCAGUCGCUCUGAGAUGCUAGGAGCUAUUCACCAGGAGAGCCGUAUUGGUAAGGCUGUGGAGGUGAUGAUCCAGCAUGUGGAGAACCUGAGGAGGAUGUACACCAAGGAGCACGCUGAGCUGCUGGAGCUGAGAGAGGCCAUCAUGCAGAACGAGAGGUCGUUUGGAUCGCAAACUGAACGAGAUGACUUCCGUGGCAAGAAGCCGACAACACAGUACUACAAGUCGUCAACUCGGCGGGUCAGCAUAGCAGCAAUCCCACGCUCUGGUGGAGCCAACAUGCACUUUGACAUGUCCAAAACACAAGACUGCUCAGAGGCUGAAACAGAGAGACUGACCAGGCGAUCCCCAUGGAAUGUGCCAGGAAAGAGCAAUGCGCGCCCCCCACUAAAGCGCUUUGUUAGCUCUGCGGCCUGGGUUGACACUGAAGAGCCCUCUCUCAUGAUGAAGGGGACGGCCUACGACAACACCGACUGCCUGUCGGAGGACGAGCAGAAGGAGCAGCCGGUGGCAGAGAGGAGGAGGUCCAGUCUCAGUGAGCUGGGCAGCAAACUCACCUCCCUCAUUCUGCCCCUCAAGACUCCGAGCCCUUCCUCCAGCCCUACGUCCACAGACCGAGGAAUGGGCCUGUCUCUGUCCGACAGCCUGACCUCUUCCCGGGCGGCCGCAGCAGCAGCAGUAGCCAGAGGUGGCAGGGGUCUCUGGCUUUGGUUGGCGAUGGUGGUGGUGCUAGCAGGUCUCCUGGCACUGCUGGCCAGCCUGGUGAUGCAGCCAGCGGUAGAUGCAGCCCCUGUGGGGACCGGGGACUCCUGGAUGACCAUCCAGCAGCUGCUGUGGCCCUAUACAGGGCUCCGGCAUAACGGACAGCCCCCGGUCUAGCCCCUGACACCCGGGGGGUGGAUGGUGUCACCGCCCAUCAACUCUCUGCAGAAAUGAUCUGUGCAGUGGGGUGGUGAUGAAGAAAUUACAGCGUACCACUCCUGAGCAGAGGCUGAUGGGAUGUUUACUGGUGCCUGAAGUAACUGGUGCCUGAAGAUUCCUAAAACAAGACUUGCAUUGACAGGACGGGCCAGGCCUCAGAGGAUAGUUAACCCCAUGGAGGAGUUUAUGCAUCACAUCACGUUUGCUAAAUUAGUUAGUCUUGUGUGUGGGUGUGUGUGUCUGUGUUUUAAGAGAAGAAGCAGUUGGUCAGGUGGUGAAUCCAAAGCCCAUUUAAGAUGGGCUGCUCAACAUCCUUACCACAUUAUGACGCACUUUUCCAGUCAGUGCUGCUGGCAACUGUCUACCCGGACAACACAAUGCGUCAAAUCAGACUUGAUUUGUCAACAGAGCUGGUACACCGUUGACCAAUCAUGUCACAACUUCAUCAGAAUGACAACACUGAUCCAACAAGUCAUACAGUGGGCCGCUGUGCAGUUUUCCAUUGACAAACAUCAUGGAUGAUGGCUCCAAUUGUGCCACUUGGCUUUUUAAACACAUUUCAUGCACUUGAGGAAACUGGGGACUGCCAACCUUUUUAAUGGAAUUUUGCAGAGGACAUUUUAUAACUUAAGUCUAUAAACACUGGUAAUAAAUCUUUCAUUUUAAAUUUUAAAAGAAUUGUUAAUCUAUAUGAGUUUGUUAGUUUAGAGUGGAGAUAUGUGAAUAUCUGUUUAUUUUUGUUAAGUUAUAAUUCUAAAGUGUGACAGUUUUAACACCAAAGUUUUUUUUUUUAUUUUCCUUUUUAAGUUCUUGCUGUGGUUGUCACUGUUUUCAACUUCAUACUCUUUUUGUAUGUUCCAAAGAAGAUGCGUGAAACUUUGCACAAAUAAAGUAGCCUAUUCUACAUAGA
This is a messenger RNA of Perca flavescens (yellow perch), 5805 nucleotides long. It is a transcript of the gene lrmp, whose product is annotated as lymphoid-restricted membrane protein. The transcript has 40 exons. The record is from RefSeq and is a predicted model, not a curated record. Lineage: Eukaryota; Metazoa; Chordata; Actinopteri; Perciformes; Percidae. Gene Ontology annotation, cellular component: endoplasmic reticulum membrane. The coding region runs from base 303 to 4853 and encodes 1516 amino acids.